GUUGUUACAGCAAAUUGCUCAACUGGAUUGGAUUGGAUUGGAUUCGAUUAGCUUCACUCUUUUAAUCUUAUUUCAUUUCAUUGAUAUAACCGAGAGAAAAUCCUCCGAUAACGCCAUUGUCGCGCUUUUCUUCACUUUCUGUUUCAACUACGAACUUCUUUGUUGGUGACUAAAUGGCGAUCCGAAGAGCUAUGUCUGGUCGCAUCAUGGAUCGGACGGCCGUCGUUGGUGCGCGAUACAUGUCAUCGUGGUGGCGUAGCGUUCAACCCGCUCCCAAGGAUCCUAUUCUUGGUGUUACGGAGGCUUUUUUGGCCGAUCAAAGUGCCGAUAAAGUUAAUGUUGGAGUCGGUGCUUACCGUGAUGAUAAUGGAAAGCCAGUUGUUUUGGAAUGUGUUAGAGAAGCCGAGCGAAGGAUUGCUGGGAAUUUGAACAUGGAAUAUCUUCCUAUGGGAGGAAGCGUGAAGAUGGUGGAAGAAACACUGAAGUUGGCCUAUGGUGAGAAUUCUGAGUUGAUAAAAGAAAAAAGGAUAGCAGCAGUUCAAGCUCUGUCUGGGACUGGUGCAUGCCGACUUUUUGCAGACUUUCAAAAGCGUUUUUGUCCUGACUCCCAAAUCUAUAUACCAGUCCCUACUUGGGCCAACCACCACAACAUUUGGAGAGAUGCUCAGGUCCCUCAGAAAACCUACCAUUAUUAUCACCCAGAGUCGAAGGGUCUAGAUUUUGCAGCAAUGAUAGAUGACAUUAAGAAUGCUCCAAAUGGCUCAUUCUUUCUACUUCAUGCAUGUGCUCAUAACCCCACUGGUGUGGAUCCUUCAGAGGAGCAGUGGAGAGAAAUCUCACACCACAUCAAGGCAAAAGGUCAUUUUGCCUUCUUUGACAUGGCGUAUCAAGGCUUUGCUAGUGGUGACCCAGAGAAAGAUGCAAAGGCCAUCAGGAUUUUUCUUGAGGAUGGUCAUCACAUAGGAAUUGCACAAUCAUAUGCAAAAAACAUGGGACUCUAUGGCCAGAGGGUAGGAUGCCUCAGUGUGCUUUGUGAAGAUGAAAAACAAGCAGUAGCUGUAAAAAGUCAACUGCAACAGCUUGCGAGACCUAUGUACAGCAACCCACCUGUUCAUGGUGCUCUCAUAGUUUCAACCAUUCUUAGUGAUCCAGACUUGAAGAAACAAUGGCUGAAAGAAGUUAAGGUCAUGGCUGAUCGCAUAAUUGGAAUGCGAACUGCUUUACGAGGGAACCUUGAAAAGCUCGGUUCUCCAUUAUCAUGGCAGCACAUUACUAAUCAGAUAGGAAUGUUUUGCUAUAGUGGGUUGACACCAGAACAAGUGGAUCGCUUGACGAACGAAUUUCACAUCUAUAUGACUCGCAAUGGUCGAAUCAGUAUGGCUGGUGUUACAACGGGCAAUGUCGAAUAUUUGGCAAAUGCGAUUCAUGAAGUCACAAAAUGAGGUUAGAAUCAUAGCUGAUAUUGAUCCUUCAAAAGAUUUUUGGUGUGUUUGUAAGGACAAUUAAAGGAGCAUUGAUAGAAGCUGAACUUAAGGUUUCUGCAUUGAAUAAAUACUAUGACUAGAAUAGGAAAGAGGUAAAGAUUGGAUCUGUACCUGAUUUGGCCUACAAAGGAUGGAUAGUUCAUUUCCUUACUAGUUACAACUUUUAAUAAUUCAAGCAACUCGUAUGUAUCUUUGCUUGAGAAACAAAACAAUGUAACUAAUUAAUGCCAAUUCCGUUCAUUUCUCUA
Gossypium raimondii (Peruvian cotton) is the source of this 1732-nucleotide messenger RNA. RefSeq names its product aspartate aminotransferase, mitochondrial. Gene Ontology annotation, molecular function: pyridoxal phosphate binding; L-aspartate:2-oxoglutarate transaminase activity. The coding region runs from base 174 to 1442 and encodes 422 amino acids. Gene Ontology annotation, cellular component: mitochondrion. The transcript is spliced from 10 exons. The record is from RefSeq and is a predicted model, not a curated record. Lineage: Eukaryota; Viridiplantae; Streptophyta; Magnoliopsida; Malvales; Malvaceae. Gene Ontology annotation, biological process: biosynthetic process; amino acid metabolic process.